Vicia villosa (hairy vetch) is the source of this 873-nucleotide messenger RNA. RefSeq lists its product as uncharacterized. Gene Ontology annotation, biological process: box C/D snoRNP assembly; maturation of LSU-rRNA from tricistronic rRNA transcript (SSU-rRNA, 5.8S rRNA, LSU-rRNA); snoRNA localization. Lineage: Eukaryota; Viridiplantae; Streptophyta; Magnoliopsida; Fabales; Fabaceae. Gene Ontology annotation, cellular component: pre-snoRNP complex; nucleus. The record is from RefSeq and is a predicted model, not a curated record. The transcript has 8 exons. Bases 212 to 652 code for a protein of 146 amino acids.
CAAGCAUCAAAGCCCGCUCGCAACAAAUAACGCAAAAUUUCUUCUCGCUGAUUCUAUUGCAUCCCGCAGUUGCGAAGGAGCAUGUAAGAAAAAAGAGACUGAAAACAAGUCAAGAAGAAGUAAAAGAGACCCUAACCUAUCAUCUUCACCAUUAUUCCAACUGAGUUUUAUUCAGGGACCCUUCUAACCUUUUGGGUCCAGUUCAAGUUCAAUGGGUCCUAAGCAAUGUCAAAUCUGCCAAAAAGCUCAGUCUAAAUACAAAUGCCCUAAAUGCUACUUAGCUUAUUGCUCACUGGUCUGUUUCAAGAAACACAAAGAGCUUCCAUGUGUCGAUCCAACACCUUCAGCACCAAAAACAACUGCUGCGGAAUUACCUGUAGAAAAGCCAUCAGUUGUGGAUAAUACUGUUUUGGAAGCAGUUGUUGAAAAACCAUUAGUUGUUGAUAAAAGAGGCGAGGUGUUGGACCGAUUCCAAUUGGAGGCUAUAGCUUCUUCUAGUGAGAUUCGUGACGCUUUGAAUGAUAAGGCCCUUCAAGAACUAGUUUGCCGCGUUGAUUGUUCCCCAAAUGCGGAGAAUGAACUUGAUAAAGCUAUGGAAGAUGAGGCAUUUCGCUUGUUCACAAACAAGAUUUUAUCAACUAUCAACCCCUAAACGAAGAAUGAAGAGUUUGUGGACAAAAGUCAGAUAUGAAAGUAAUAGAAGAUAGCUUCAAAAGUUUCUGGUUUUGUUAAUCAGUAUUUUGUUUUUUUUCUUCAUUUGUACAGCUGUCUUGUUAUUCAGCAUUUGUACCUUCAUUGAGCUCAUGUAUUGGCAUCAAAUUGAUUUUGGUACAUUUGGAUUUCUUGCAUGUAUAAUAUAUCCCAAACCUGUAA